CAGCAAGGCCAUACCAUAGAGUCUAUCCGUGAUGCUAUGAUUGAUAUCUGCCAGAUGUAUCUGAAAGCCGGAAUUCCAGAAGUAAUCAGUCUGCUCUUUCAUGAAAAGAAUAUGAGUAUCUCAAGGACUGUAGUCUCCUCGUACUUCACUAUCUUCAAGCCUGAACUUGUAUGUGAAUGUAAGGCUAGGUGUCUCAAGAGGGGGCGCUUCUGGGCUGCUGGUGUGAAUGACUUAUUCGCUGUCAACCAACAUGAUAAAUGGUUAAGAUUUGGUCUUGGUCUUCACAGUGGGAUUGAACCAUUUUCUGGACAUAUUAUGUGGAUCCAUGUUUGGCAUUCUAAUAGAAACCUGCAGCUGAUUUUAUCAUACUACCUUGAUACCAUUGAAGAACUUGGUCAUAUGCUCAUUACUCAGAGUGACUUAGGUAGUGAAAACUUUGGUAUCGCCAACACUCAAACCCUUCUUCGCCAACACUAUGAUCCCGACCUCCAAAGAAUGCUGCAGCAUCGCUGGAUGCAUUCCAAAAAAAAUAUUAUGCUAGAAAUUACUUGGUCUCAGCUAUGGCAUCGGUUCACUCCAGGCUCCGAGAUGAUGCUUGAUCACAGUGUCAACGAAGGGUUGUAUAAUGUAGGAAACACCCUUCAAAAGUUCAUACCUCUGAUUUUGCAUGGUUUUCAUUGGGUUUUCAUACCUUGGCUGCAGCAAGAAUUAGAUGUGUAUCACAACUGUGUUAACAACACAGCCAAGAGACAUGACUGCAAUAAGGUACUCCCGCAUGGCGUCCCAAGCCUAAUCUAUGACUACCCUCAAGACUUCAAUGCUUUGGAUUUCAAGGUUACCAUAGACCAUGAGGGCAUGGAUUGGGUCCAACAACUUUAUAUCAAUCCCUCUCAUCCUGUGUUUGACAUCAUCCCACCCACCCUCGGCAACUUUAUUCAACAUUGCUAUGAUCAAAUGGGUUAUCCCAAAGUCAUUCGCUCAUCUGUGUGGAUGGUUUAUAGGAACUUGCUGUCUGUCCUGCAACUUGCAGAUAACAUGCCACCCACAUUAAUGGAUGAGACUGAGACUAAUGAAGAUGACGUCCCUUUACUUGAGGGUUGUUCUGAUUUGCCAUUCUGUGAGGAAGCAAAUGGCCCUUACUAUAUGGGUGGUGUGGGGGGAGGAUUGGGCUUAGGUGUGAAAUAUUUCACUCAAUCUAACCACUUUCUGACUCAGACAUUAUUAAGAUGCUUCCCAUCACAACCAGUUGGAUGCUCUUGUUGA
Suillus bovinus is the source of this 1263-nucleotide messenger RNA. RefSeq lists its product as uncharacterized. Lineage: Eukaryota; Fungi; Basidiomycota; Agaricomycetes; Boletales; Suillaceae. The transcript is spliced from 6 exons. The annotation marks the transcript as partial. The record is from RefSeq and is a predicted model, not a curated record.